Molecule: messenger RNA, 8221 nt
Organism: Cloeon dipterum
Lineage: Eukaryota; Metazoa; Arthropoda; Insecta; Ephemeroptera; Baetidae
Gene: Sptz
Product: Spastizin
Exons: 32
Coding region: 121-8058 (2645 amino acids)
Biological process (GO): regulation of cytokinesis; double-strand break repair via homologous recombination; mitotic cytokinesis
Cellular component (GO): midbody; lysosomal membrane; centrosome
Molecular function (GO): phosphatidylinositol-3-phosphate binding; metal ion binding
Source: RefSeq, a predicted model, not a curated record
UGACAAAUACGCGACACCAGUCAGUAGCAGCUGGAAUUGGUUGCCUCUCUGUCUCUGCUUUUACGUCAAAGUCGAGUCGUCCAAGAUAUACGCAAUUUGUCACUAGCUCUACGUUCUGCGAUGAAAAUCGCAGAAUAUCUGCAGCUCUUUAUUGACAAGAGAGUAUGGCUGUUCUUGGAGGGCACGCAUAUUACCGAGUCGGAGAAAAAGGAGGCCGAGCUGGCUUUGUACCGAAUCGUCGGAGACCUGGAAGAUGAGACCGACGACUUUCAUUUGUAUGACAAACGCCCUUCACGAGGGAUCAUCUGCAAUAAUCAUCAUCUGUUGUGGCUUGUGGCUAGGUUAUUGCGCAAGUUGAAAGUGUCAUCAGACCUCCUCUUACUCACCAAAUGUGCAAGCUUAGAGAGCCUCUUGUCUUUGUUAAAAGCUCCACAACAUAUUGCCAUGGACGUUCGCAAGCUAAACAGAGCAAUCAUAAACUCCAAACAAAGUGGAAAAGAGAUUGUUUUGCCUUCGCAUGUUGCUGAAUACUUUCACGACAGUAUUAUAAGAGGAGAAGUGCAUGCAACCACGGGUCUUGUCAAUCACUUGCUCAGCCCGUAUUUAAGUCACUUGUCCGGGCUGGACUAUGACUUGUUGAAAAUAAUCCAAGAAUCUCUGCAUGCAGCUUUUCAAUCCCUCGAAAACAAAGACCAGCAAGCUUUGUCUGCCAUUGUAUUGCACCUAUUGGCCGUCGUAGGAGAUGCAUCACAGCAUAUGCCAAAGAUUCAUCAGCUCUCAAUCGAUGGAGUGAUGAACCAAAAAGAAAUAUUAUUAGCUCUACUUUCGAGAAAAGAAACGCCACCUGCGUGUUCAAUUGCCUACUGUCAACUCGCAGUGCCUAGUGAAGAGGAAAUUCUAAAACCAGAUGGCACUUUGAAUGUUCAAGGUGCCUUUCUUCUUCAGGGCUGCAAUAAAAAACAUUGGAUCCUUGAUUAUCUCAGUGGCCUGUAUGGAUCUUUAUCUGAAAGUAAGACUGACAUCCUAGGGCCUAGCAUUCAAGAACUCUCUCCUAUCAUACAAUAUUAUUUGUGGACUCAACAUUGUUGCGAAAGCUCUGUGAUAUCCAAGUUUAUUACGCAUUCAAUGGACCCUACUCUGCAAAGACUGGAGCAUUUGUUGGUCAAAAGGGAAAUGGUGAUAUCAUGGCUAAAGAAGCAAUCUAGCUAUUCAGCGGAGACAAAUGGAGCUGUUGCGAUGAGCCUCUUGAACAAGCAUUCAGCAUUAAGAGUUCUUCACCAGUCUGGUGUUUUGUUGGAUUCCGAUUGGGAUGAUGUCCUCAAGCUACUGAAGAGUUGUAAAGAGGAUGACACGAAAUCAGUCUCUUGGGAAUGUGUGGUUUUUCAAGGCUACAUCAUCAUGAUGAAAACUAUGAAAUUGUUCUUGAUCUCUUGGGACUCAAAAGAUCACCAGCCAAAGAGUUUUGAGCAGUAUAAAGAAAACUCUUUUAGUAUGAAGGAGGAAUUGAGCAAAAUUCAAGUGCUAUUGAAAAAACUGUACCCAUUAAGCUAUAGGCUGGAAAUUUUGGAGAACAUCUUUUCACUGCUAUUUCUACGAUUUGAACAUUUGAAAGCUGACGAAGGAACCUCUGAUAGCGGUGGUGAAGAUGAAGAUUCCCUUAAAAGUCUAGCUACUGUCACUGAGAGUUCUCUUUCGCCAGUGCAAGUGAUGAACCAACCAAAUUUCUGCGCACCCUCACCCUCAACCAAAGCGAAAACCACUGCCAAGAGAAGAAACGGAUUCAUUUGUGGACCUCUGAUAAUUCGAGAUGCAUUGUCUUUCAUGAAAGAUUGUCUGAUCGACUGCAGCUCGUCUGUUUACAAACACAAAUCCGACAUUGAAGUCAAGGACAAUCAGGAGUUGCAAAAGAAAAUUUCAUCGUUUUGCCAAAUUGUGACUGAGGCUUGGUGGCGGCUCCAGAUCGUCACCGACCUCACUGAUGUCAUUGAUUACGAAAAGAAGUCUAUGAGUUGCAUUCCCCAGCCUCAGAGAGGAUAUCUCAGCUCUGCAAGCAGUAGCGAAAGCGAUGAUGAGUUGGGGGAGACAAGAUCAAGGAAAAGAAAGACGUCGCAGAGAUCAAGUCGCUCAGAAAAUACAGAUAAGUCUAGCGGCUCAGGAUCAAAUACUACAGGGGGCUUGAUGCUCAGCUCGGGCGGAAGAAGCAAAAGACUCAGUAGGAGGAAAUCUCGAGCGUUGAACAAACUUCCAAAUGAAGCUGAUUCGAUAGUCAACAUUUUGCUGGCGAGCCAAACCAGUUUGGCAGUUCUCUGUUUGUCAAGGGGGGACUAUAGGAAAGCUCAGCAAGUAGUCCAGACUUUUCAACUGGCCAACUCGGAAGUGGCCAACGAAGCAAACUUCCUUGAACUCUUUAACUCCCUGUCGCUGGAAGUUUCCAAAAGCUGUGAUCCUGGCAGCAACUCAAGAGAUUUUGCGGUAGAAUUGGGACAAGGCAGCAGCCAUACACUGGCCUCGUCUUCAUUAGACAUGGUGCGCAGAGCUGCCCUAAUGGGCAUGAAUGCGGUCUCGGUGACUAGUCUCGUGGAAAAGGUUUUGGCUCUGGCCCCUCCAGUACACGGAAUGGAGAAGCUUCUGCUGGAAAACCGAAGGGCUAAUAUGAUCCUCUAUGAUAUUUCGGACAAAGUAAUGGUGUCUGUGGAUGCAGCCCUAUGUCUUGGAAACUCUGGCAAUGCAUCGUCUAGUUUGAUGGACGUUGUGUCUCAGCACAUCAAAUUCAACCAAACAAAGCCUGGAGUCAAGGGCAGAGGCUAUUCCAACUUUGUCUCUUCCUUCAUGGAACUCUUCCGAUUCUUGCGCACCAAGAAAAAAUGUGGCAGCGCUGCUGAAACUCUUGGAAACUGGGAAAUCCCUUUGAAUGCUAAUACGCUCAGCAACUAUAUUAGCUUCACUUCCUCUCUCCAAGAAGAUAUGGCUGACUUUUUAAGCUCCGAUUGCUUGGCCAAGGAGAAAAUUGUGAAGGUCCGCCAGAUAAUUAAAACCUUGGCAGACUCCAACAAAUGUUAUGAAGUUAGAGGAGUCAGAGAUGCAGGGAAAGAGGAACUGCACUUUCUGCAAGAUAUCGUUUGGUAUCUGCAAACACUGUCUUUCAUUCUGAAUAGAUGUGCACCAGCUAGUGCUGAAGCAUUGUCCAACCCUUUUGAUCUGUUGGAAGAACAUUGGGAACAAAUCCUCAGCCGGCUCAUUUUCGACUACGAAGCACCACUUGGACGCGUCGAGAGAGUGUCAAAAAGACUAAACCUUCACUUGCUGGAAGCUGUUGUUGGGGCUUGCUGCCCUCGUUUUCAGCAGUCCACAGAGAGUAAAAAUUUUGCAGUGGCACUUCAACCGGCAGCGUCUGCGUGGGCUAAAGUUAGUUUGAAUGCUGCCACCUGCCAACAGGAUUCCAAAGAAGACCCUGCAGAGCUAGCCGCCAAAAUUUUGAUGGAACUGUUGGCCGCGAUCAAGCAAAGCGAUGCAAUCCUAGUCAACAGCAGCGAUUUGCAAACCUUCUCUAACAGCGCGGAAAUAAUGCAAAUUUUAGGCUUGACAACAAAACUGAGUAGCGUUGACUUAACUCAGCUGGAGGAAAAUCCUCAGAGAGCCGCCUUCCUGUGCAACAUUUGCAAUUUGCUGAUGCUGCAUAGCCUGAUUACGUUGGGCUGCGACAGUGGACUUACCUCAAGCAGCUGGUUGGAACGAAAAGCAGCUUACAACUGCAUUGGCUAUCACAUUGGGCAGAUGGGAUUUGUCACUCUCUCCAGCUUGUUGAAGCAACUAGUUGGAAUGGAUUUUGAUAGUCAUUUUGAGGACAAAAUUAGUAGUGAUUUGAUGUGGAACAUGGAUAACAAAAUGGCUUUGUUUGCUGUUAGUCAAGGGACCAUUCAUGGACCAUUUAUUCAGGUGUACGAAGUUGAGAAAUUAGAAUCUCAAUUGAAAACGGCAGUUGUGAACUACAUUUCCCACAACGUUAGAGUUGAAGGGUCGCUGGAAGAGGGCUGCUUCAAUCUGUUGCUGACGCCUCUGAUUCUGCAGUAUCUCGGAAUCUCAUCACUGUCUUCUCUUGAAGCAGCUGUAGAGGCUAGCCGUGAAUACCUGCUUCCGCUCUCACGCGAUUAUUUGCCAGAUACAUGCACAGCCAAAGAUUGCGCUUUCAACAUCCCGACCAUACUCCAAUUUCUUGAAGCUUACGCGACUGGACAACUGAAACUGCAAGUUGCUGACUGGAGAGCAGCUUGGGAAAAUGUAACCGAUGAUAACGAAUGUAAUGGCUUAGUUGUCACUGUUGAGGAUUCAACCAAGUUUGGGAUUUUACUGCAGUCAUCAAUAGAACUACUGGGAGCAAAACCUGAAGAUCAACCUCACUUUGAUGCUGCGUGGGAAAAUUGCAAUUUGAACCAAAGCGUGUUGCAGUUUAUAAGCAAACGGUGUUGGAUUAUCGCGCUUUUGGCAGAGAGAUUGCGACGCGGAGUUCAAGAGUACCAGUUUUACCCUCACACUGAGAGCCUUGAUCGCUAUCUUGCGGAAAAAUUUGCCCUCUUUUCCUCCCUUGGGUCUGGAAAUUUGAUACUUGGAGCCCUAACGCCCCCUCAUAUGUUGCUGGACAAGAUUUGGCCUCUCUUGGACCAAUGUGUUGUCGGUCAGCAUGAAGAUGAGUGCAUCCAAGUGUUCUACUCACUUCCAGAGAGUAUGAUAUUCGAGAAUGUCUGUCUGCAGACAUUUAAAGAGCUGUUGCUGUAUUUUGCCGCCAGCCAGCCUCAACGACAUGGCAUUGAAACUCCGCACAGAUUAGCGUUGUCUUUGGGCACGGCUGAACUUCGCGCGCAGUGCAUUUUGAGAAAUAUUCAACACUGGUCAGGCGAUGAUAGUAUUGAGGUCUUGAAGACCGUUCUUGGUGACCCUGAAAUUUCAAAAGAAACUAGAGCCGAGGUGUCAAAUGCUUUGAAUAGAGUUACUAUUUACCAACAAGUGCACAAUUCCCUCUGCUACUAUAAGUCUAAUGAGACACCUUUCUCUGAUGGUUGGCACCAAAUAUUACUGCUGUCUGAUUCAGAUCCUGGUAAAGUUCUUCAGGUCUUGAUUGAAGCUAAAAAGUUCCGUCUCUGCAUGAAAUGGGCUGAUCUCCAUGGCAUUCCCAGCAAAGCAAACCACCUGAUUGACUGCAAUCUUGUAGCUCCUCUCUUGGAAUCUGAAAAUAUUUCAGCGGCCAAAAAGCUCCUGGAGUCAGUUCCAAUGGAGCGUGCAGUUUCAAUCUGUAGGCGACUUCUUGGCUCCCUAACUUCCAUGGAGUCUCUCCAGUUCAUAGUCAACUUUGCGCUGACAUCAUGCAAGUCUUGGCUGAAAGAAAAUGCAAGGGUUCUGGCUAGUCUGCAACUCUGGUCUGUUGGAUUGUCGAUUUUGAGUUUGCUCCCAGCUGCAGAGCAAGAGAGAGACCGAGCCAUGGUCUGCAAACCCCAACUGCUGCUAGAGCAAAUGGUGAUGAACACUAAACUUGCUCUGUGCGCAGAAGCCCUCACAAUUUUAAGAAGCCACGACAUGAGUGCCAUCCCCUCAGAUCACCCUGCUCAGCCUGCAGCUAUUGAUGCGAUGUUGAGGUCGUAUGCCAACAAAGCGCUAGAUUUUCGCGUCGUGCAAAGGAUCGAGCCCUCACCUCCGGAGCUGGACGAUCUGUUGAUUUCCAUGUCCUCGGGGUCUAUGAGUAUCGGACCUGUUCCAUUCGUCAUGCCCCCAAACCCACCUUUGAAAAGUGAUUGGGUUCCUAAUGAUGAGGCAAGGGAUUGCAUGUGCUGCCAACUAGUACCAUUCACCAUGUUCAAUCGGCGUCACCACUGCAGGCGUUGCGGCCGAGUUGUAUGCGGCUCUUGUUCAAGCAACCGGAGCAAAGUUGACGGCUACGGUGAGCUGUUAGUUCGAAUUUGCGAUGACUGCAGUAUCUACAUCAGGAAGGACACAGCUGCACAAGAAAACAAAAAUGCCAAUCACUCUCAUAGCUCGUCAGUUCUCACUUGCAUCAUUGAAUGGGUUUUAUGUGCAGACGACGCUCUGAACAUAACUGUCCGCGAAGAGUUUUCAUUUGAACACGCGCCAAGCGUCGCGUUGUGCCUGUCCAUAUUGGCGCUCCACUCAGAACAUUCUGCAGCUCAGCCAAGGUUUCUGCUGGAAGCUUCUGAGAAUAUGCUCCGCUUGCUUGCGUUGCCAACCCCUGGCGUCAUCAACCCUGAGCUUGACUACAGUCUUGUGAUCAAAAUGGCAAGGAGCUUAGUUGUUGCUGCCAAGGUGCGAUACGCAAAAGCAGCCCUGAAUUCUGGAAUCGCUCAUUGCGACCGGGUGUUAGGACAGGUUGACGUGCUCUCUCUUCUGGUCAGAAACGGCUGUUCCAAUUUUUUGCCCGUGGAGCCUCUUCCAUUAAGUGGGCAUGCCCUGCGCCAUCUCAGGGAUAGACUGCUAACAGCGGAGCUGUGGGCGUUGGCCCUGGAGGUGUCCACCAAGGCUGGGUUGGACCGCACGGGAGUGUGGGCUGCCUGGGGGAAAGCGUGUCUCAGAGCCGGCAAAUGGCUCGAGGCCAGAGAGCACCUGGCCCACUGUCUGCAGCCUUUGGCUCCGUCCCAAGACGCGGUGCCGGCCCCAUUGCUGUCAGAAAUAAUCAGGAUUCUUGAAGACUCCAGCUAUGUCGUUGAUAAUGCCGUGGUUAAGCAGUCGGAGCACAUUAAUUCACCAGCAUUGUCAGUACUGCACACACUGAGCAAUCUGUCGGCGAUAUCGCAGGGGAAGAUUCCCAUGAAUGACUCUACUAAACAAUCAGUCUUCUACUCGGAGUGCCAGUAUUAUCUGCAAACGUACGGGACGCCGUCCGUCACGAUUUCAUUCCUAUUGUCUCGCGGCGACCUGAAAGAGGCUUUGAGAUUUGUCAAGGACAAAAAUGUAGAGCCAGAUAUUUUUGCAGACGCCCUCUACAAGCCUUGUUUGGUGCAAGGACUUAUUGCCCAGCUUCUUGAGGAAAUGAGAAAGAUGGAUCCAUCAUUGGACACGUGGAAGAACAUAAUAAUGCACGUGGCGCGAUUGCUUGAGCAGCAAGGACUGCUAAACUCGCUUUACCAGCUGCAGCUGUUCGCCAGAGAUUUGGUACGAGCCGCAAUGACAUGUAUCCGUUUCUACAAAGCUUGUGCCCGCUGCUACUCUGAUAUGAAUGCUGAUCACCUCGUCAAGGCCAGAGGCCACAUUGAAGAUGAACUUUCGGAGCACUGGGCUUCUGCUGAUUCCAAAAGGAGGGAAAGUUCAAUGAGCAGUGGCCGCUCGUCCGAAUCACCAGACGGGACCGAAACUGAGUGUCAAAUCCCAUUGAAGAUGCCAGCCCGCACUUUGGAUCAUCACGUCAACACCAUCGUCCGCCAACUUGAAGCCGCCAAAUUUCUGGUACAAUGCGAGUCAGAAGACCGAACUGCUGUGGUAACCGUUUCUGCUGAGCUGUGCCAAAUGAAGGCACCUGCUGGCAAAGUGAUCUACAUUCCUACACUCUUCGGAGACUCCAAUGAGCGCACGCUUGUCGCUGCCUUGGUCCUGCUUUGCGGAAAGAAUAUUGAAGAGGGAUUUGGAAUCACUUUCAGAAUCAUCCAGUACUUCCGAUUGAAGGCGAACAAUGUGUACUCUUUAGUGGCCGAGUACCUUGUCAACGCUAAGAAAAGCAAAAACAUACCGCAACUAAUAAAUUGCAUCCAGAGUUCAGGCUCAGCUGACGCAGCAACGUGCAGUGAUGAUUUGUUGCUCCAAUGCAUCAAGAGAUUAGUCAAUGAACAGUCUGAUGGAAUCAUGCUCUCCGAACCUCUGCUGAGGCAUGUUGCAGGCUCCAAAGCAAAGAUUGAAGCUCACCUCACAUGUGGAUUUUUGAAAUCAGCAUACUUACUGGCAGUUAAAUCUGGCAAAGAGGCGGACGUGAAAAUGAUCCUCGACGAAGCAGACCGUACAAACCAGUCAGCGAUGAAGAGAAUUUGCCAGCAGUGGCUCUCGCAAAGAGCAACCAAGAAUUAAUCAGAUAAUUUUUAUUGAUGUAUGGCAUCUGAAGUGCCUUGUGAUAUUGCCUAUUAAAAGACUGUAUGCGUUAUUAUAACCGUUAAAUUGUUAAAUAUUUUGAUAAACACUUAUAUUAUGUUAUGAAAAUAAAAUCUACAGAUCUACUUUUAAAUGUACAACA